AAUCUGAUGAAAGUUAAUGAUUAGACGGGCAUCGGGACAUCUAACUAGAGCUCUCUGCUGGGGGCUGUAAUCUAUGCAAAGCGCGGGCGGUGAUCAAACAUAGAUGCUCUCUGGCUGAACAAUGGAUCACCUUUGCAUGCCUUUGCAUUUGAAAUGACAAACAGUCGACUGGGAACUCAAUGAACAAGAAUUGGCGCAGUGUCCUGGCAGAACUGAAUGAGGCAGUCACAGAGGAAUUGGUCAAAGAGAAACGGCUUAUUCACCAGUGCAUUCAAAGUAGGAUCAACAAGUGGAACAAAUGUGGUCUCACAAUGAGUUGGAUGAUGGCUCUGAUGAUGGAGAUACCUAUGAACCACCGCCAAUUGAACGCCCCAUGAUCAACCCGAUACCUGUCAAAAUGAAUAACACUAGUGAAUACGUAGAGCGAGCCAUCAGAAGCAAGCCGGUCCCAAGUAUCCCAAUGACUGGACCUAAACGACCAGUGAAUCUCCCAAAGGAUGACGACGAUGGUGAAUAUUUGGAGCUGGACAUCGUGGAGAGCCGAGGAAGUAAAAAUAUGCCAGAUCCCCGACCGCUGCCAAUCCUCCCUCGAGGUAUACAUCCACAUCCACAGGCAAAGCUUCCUGUUCCUAUUGGGAAAGCGCUUCCUCCGAAACCUCCCUUGGCUCCAGAAGAAGCUGGAAAUCCACCUUUACUGAGCAGAAGAAUGUUCCAGGGUCAAAGUAAAUACACCACGCUUGUGCCAACUCCAUUUAUCCAGAGCGGAUCGUUCCCAAGAAUGCAAGAAGAUUUUACGGGGAAUAUAAGCAGCAGCCCAAUACCUUCUUUGCAAAUUCCUUCUGGAGAGAAUGCCAAUUUACAGAGCAAGCCUUGGUUUACAAUCAAGUGCGAUCGGAAGGCAGCGGAGGUUGCAUUGCAUGAAAACGGCCAGGAUGGUGCGUUUCUUGUUCGGCAUAGUUCGGGAUGUAAUGAACACCAACCGUACACAUUAGCUGUGUUGUACGGGAGAAGGGUUUACAACAUUCCCAUUCGCUUUAACGAAAGCAACAAUCACUAUAUCCUUGGCAAGGAAAAGGCAGGAGAGAAGGUCUUUAAAAAUCUUCCGGAAAUGAUUGAGCAUUAUCAGCAGAAGUCGUUGGUCCUGAUCAACGAGCAGAACCAAGCUAAAGAUCCCACCUUACUGCUUCACCCAGUGCGACUGUGACCCGCAGGCACAUGGAAGUUCUGGCCUGCUCUGAGAUGAAGCCGCAACGUUGCCGCCCCAGUCGUGCCGGAGCAAGGAACCAUUGGCUUGCCUUCCUGGAGCCCAACUCAGCACCGAUUAAAUCCUUGGUCAUGUGCAAAGCAAGUCCCCGAGGCUGAACCAAUAUUUUUGUACAGCAUGCUUUUCUGGUGAAUAAAAAGUCUCCAUGCA
Messenger RNA from Amblyraja radiata (thorny skate), 1414 nucleotides. Its product is annotated as B-cell linker protein-like. Lineage: Eukaryota; Metazoa; Chordata; Chondrichthyes; Rajiformes; Rajidae. The coding region runs from base 299 to 1204 and encodes 301 amino acids. The transcript has 14 exons. Gene Ontology annotation, biological process: intracellular signal transduction; cell surface receptor protein tyrosine kinase signaling pathway. The record is from RefSeq and is a predicted model, not a curated record.